Messenger RNA from Sclerotinia sclerotiorum 1980 UF-70, 255 nucleotides. RefSeq lists its product with no specific name. The transcript is spliced from 4 exons. Lineage: Eukaryota; Fungi; Ascomycota; Leotiomycetes; Helotiales; Sclerotiniaceae. The coding region runs from base 1 to 255 and encodes 84 amino acids. The record is from RefSeq and is a predicted model, not a curated record.
AUGUACCUUGUAGUAUGUAACGGUACAUACUAUCUAGGUAUUCCGAAAAAUUCUGGACCGUUGAUGUUGGAAAUCCUUCCGGAAGCUUUUGAUCUUGAUCGAAUGAUGAAUGGGAAUGGGAGCCGAGAGUUAAUUCACAUCACCCUACAUACCGCAUACCGCAUAUCUCAAUCACAUAUCGAUGAAGAAAUCCAGGGGCGAAAUGGUCCAGCCCUAAAUCCGUUGGAUCUUGAUAAGAAGAUGAAAAACUAUUGA